AUGCUACAUUUCAACGUAACUCUCAUUUUUAUGGCUUAUGGACCUCCUGGCCCACUCAAUUAUGGAGUCUUCUUUGUCACUUUUGUGACUUAUCUUGCAACAGUUUUUGCCAAUGCAAUUUUACUCCUGGUAAUCUACUUUGACACAAGUCUUCAUAAGCCUAUGUACAUAUUUUUAUUCAAUUUGGCAAUCAAUGGACUGAUUGGAACCUCUGCUGUUCUGCCUAACAUCAUGUUCAACCUUCUUAAAGACAUCAAAUACAUCUCAUAUUACAGCUGUCUAUUGCAAGUGUUUUUUAUCAAUUUUUAUGCAGCUUGUGCAUAUGCAAUAUUAAUGGUUAUGGCAUAUGAUAGAUAUGUCUCUAUUUGUAAACCAUUACAAUAUCACAACAUUAUGACGCCAACUAAAAUUAGGAUGCUUCUGGGCAUAGUGUAUAUUUUUCCUUUUUGCUUUUUAGCUGUACAGCUUCAUCUUACUUCAGCAUUGCCUCUGUGUAGAUACACUAUAAAUAAGCUGUUUUGUGAUAACUUAGCAAUAGUUAAUCUCUCCUGUGUCAGGAGUGUACUUGGAGACCUGUAUGGCUUGGCUGGAAUCGUUAUUUUCCUUGGUUUUCCUUUGUUACUGGUAAUGCUGUCUUAUGUAAGAAUACUAAUUGUUAGUUUAAAGGCAUCAGAAAAUGCCAAGCAAAAAGCUCUACGAACCUGUGCCCCCCACAUAAUCACAUUUAUUAAUUUUUCAACAGCUAGCCUUUUCUCUGUAAUAUAUAAUCGAUUUAAUAAUUAUCUGCCAAAAGAACUAAAUAUUUUCAUGUCAAUACAUUUUAUUCUGAUCCCGCCCCUCUUGCAUCCAGUUAUAUAUGGGAUAAGAACUGAAAGGAUUAGCAGAAGUCUCACAAAGAUUUUACAAAGCAAAGUUUUUGCCCUUGAAUUCAGAUAG
Electrophorus electricus (electric eel) is the source of this 936-nucleotide messenger RNA. RefSeq names its product odorant receptor, family 60, subfamily A, member 1 (gene or60a1). Gene Ontology annotation, molecular function: olfactory receptor activity; G protein-coupled receptor activity; odorant binding. Gene Ontology annotation, cellular component: membrane. Gene Ontology annotation, biological process: G protein-coupled receptor signaling pathway; detection of chemical stimulus involved in sensory perception of smell. NCBI's taxonomy places the organism in Eukaryota, Metazoa, Chordata, Actinopteri, Gymnotiformes, Gymnotidae. The record is from RefSeq and is a predicted model, not a curated record.